AUGAGUAUAUUCAACGAGGAUGAAACCAUAGUUGUUAGGCAUCUAUAUAAGAUGUGGAUAGCACAAGGCAUGAUUUCAUAUGAGAAUAUUGGACACAAGGAGGAAACUUUAAUGGACAUAGCUGAGUUGUACUUAAGCGAGUUGGCCUCCAGGUCCAUUGUUCAAGUAGAAAUUCAGCAUACUUAUGAUGUUGCAAAUAGAACUAGAAAAUAUAGCACAUGCAAACUUCAUGAUGUAGUACGAGAACUAUGUUUGAAAUUGGGUAAAAUGGAGGAUUUUGGUGUGCAGAGUUUGGAUUAUCAAGGUAGGAAACUUAGUACCUUACUACGGGAAGCUUCCUUGCUCAUGAAAAUACAACAUUUGGCUAUCCAUUUUAGAAGUAAAGUCGAGCACGAGCUUACAGUCGCUUGUGGGGAAGAAACUGGCAAACAUAUAAGGUCUCUUAGAAUAUCCAAUCUCAUAAAAUCGAAUGUUGUUGAGUUUUUCCCGCAAAGUAUAGUUGAUUGGCGGAAAUUCAAAUUGUUGAGAGACCUUGUAAUCGUAAGAUUCAAAUUUGUAGGAGGAAAGUUACCAAGAGGAAUCACUAAUCUUGUUCAUCUUAGAUGUUUGCGUCUAGAAGAAUGUGGACUUGAUAGGCUACCGUCAUCCAUGAGGAACUUAGUAUACCUGGAUACGCUUGAUUUAACAAAUUCAAUGAAUGUUGAAGUUCCAAAUGUUUUUAAGGAGAUGUUGCGAUUAAAACACUUGUCUUUUCCUAUCUAUGGAAGGAAAAAGGUUGUACAUUAUCGAGUACGAUUGGAUGAGGGAGUAGAUGAUUUGGAGACUCUACUACACUUUGAUAGUAGAUGUCAUGAAUUUAAAUGUAUUGACAGAAUGAAGAAUCUCCGACGUUUUGCAGCAACAAUACACGAUAAUGAAAGCUUGUCAGCUAUCAUGAAUGCCAUUUUGAACUGGAAUAAGAUUGUGGUUUGUACUGUUCAUAUCGAAGACAGCUGCGACUUAACAAAUGAUCAAAUGCUGCAGAAGGCUUUGACAUGUCCCAAUCUUCAUGAUUUGUGGAUUAGUUCUAAGUUGGGAAAGGCACUAGCAGAGUGUGGGAGUUACUUGAUGAGCUCGAAACUCAGGUUCUGUUUGGAUCCAUGA
Salvia hispanica is the source of this 1143-nucleotide messenger RNA. Lineage: Eukaryota; Viridiplantae; Streptophyta; Magnoliopsida; Lamiales; Lamiaceae. The record is from RefSeq and is a predicted model, not a curated record.